This is a messenger RNA of Seriola dumerili (greater amberjack), 879 nucleotides long. RefSeq names its product tropomyosin alpha-3 chain (gene tpm3). The record is from RefSeq and is a predicted model, not a curated record. NCBI's taxonomy places the organism in Eukaryota, Metazoa, Chordata, Actinopteri, Carangiformes, Carangidae. Bases 1 to 855 code for a protein of 284 amino acids. The transcript has 10 exons. Gene Ontology annotation, cellular component: actin filament. Gene Ontology annotation, biological process: muscle contraction; actin filament organization. Gene Ontology annotation, molecular function: actin filament binding.
AUGGAGGCCAUCAAGAAGAAGAUGCUUAUGCUGAAGUUGGACAAGGAGAACGCACUGGACCAGGCCGAACAGGCUGAAGCAGACAAGAAAGCAGCUGAAGAGCGAAGCAAGCAGCAUGAAGACGAGCUCCUGCAGAUGCAGAAGAAGCUGAAGGGGACGGAGGACGAGCUGGAUAAAUACUCGGAGGCCCUGAAGGACGCUCAGGAGAAGCUGGAGGUGGCCGAUAAAAAGGCGGCUGACGCUGAAGCAGAGGUGGCUUCCCUGAACAGACGUAUCCAGCUGGUGGAGGAGGAGCUGGACCGAGCUCAGGAGAGACUGGCGACGGCUCUGCAGAAGCUGGAGGAGGCUGAGAAAGCUGCAGACGAGAGCGAGAGAGGGAUGAAGGUGAUUGAGAACAGGGCUCUGAAGGAUGAGGAGAAGAUGGAGCUGCAGGAGAUCCAGCUGAAGGAGGCGAAACACAUCGCAGAGGAGGCCGACCGCAAGUACGAGGAGGUGGCUCGUAAGCUGGUGAUUGUAGAAGGAGAGCUGGAGCGUACGGAGGAGAGGGCGGAGCUGGCUGAGGCUAAAUGUGCUGAACUGGAGGAGGAACUGAAGAACGUCACCAAUAACCUGAAGUCUCUGGAGGCCCAGGCUGAGAAGUACUCUCAAAAAGAGGACAAGUAUGAGGAAGAGAUCAAGAUCCUGACCGACAAGCUGAAAGAGGCUGAGACCAGAGCUGAGUUUGCUGAGAGAUCUGUGGCCAAGCUGGAGAAGACUAUUGAUGAUCUGGAAGAUGAGCUCUAUGCACAGAAACUCAAGUACAAAGCCAUCAGUGAGGAACUGGACCACGCCCUCAAUGACAUGACCUCUAUCUGAACGUCCUGAGGUUCCACCACCCGG